Messenger RNA from Bactrocera latifrons, 824 nucleotides. RefSeq names its product PITH domain-containing protein GA19395. The record is from RefSeq and is a predicted model, not a curated record. Gene Ontology annotation, cellular component: nucleus. Lineage: Eukaryota; Metazoa; Arthropoda; Insecta; Diptera; Tephritidae. The coding region runs from base 88 to 726 and encodes 212 amino acids. The transcript is spliced from 5 exons.
UUGCAUUUAAGAAGCACUGUUUGUUUGUAAGAAAAAGUGAUUAGUAAUUUAUAAAAAUACUUAAACACGCUAAUUAAAUAAGACAGAAUGCCGCACGGCCACUCGCACAACCACGGACAGGACUGUGGUCAUGAAGCAACUGAUGUCGAUCAUGCCUUGGAAAUGGGUAUUGAAUAUUCACUGUUCAAAAAAAUUGAUAUGGACAAUUUGGAAUGUCUGAACGAGGAAAUCGAAGGAAGCGGAAAGAAAGUCUUCAAAGCUUAUGAAAAUCGGUUGAAUCACGCGGAUUUCGUACAAAGUGAUGCUGAUGAAGAAUUACUCUUCAACAUACCAUUCACCGGUAACAUAAAGCUGAAAGGUAUUAUAAUUGUGGGCGCUAAUGACAAUACACAUCCGAACAAAGUGAGACUUUUUAAAAAUCGUCCUAAAAUGACAUUUGAUGAUGCAAGAGCCAAAGCUGACCAAGAAUUUGAACUGACAAGAGAUCCCCAAGGAGAAAUUGAAUAUUCACCAAAGGUGGUUACAUUUUCUUCGGUGCAUCAUUUAUCCUUGCAUUUUCCUUCCAAUUUCGGCGACGAUGUGACACGAAUUUACUAUAUUGGCCUACGUGGUGAGUUCAGCGAGUCACAUUACCAUGGCGUAACAAUUUGCACCUAUGAAGCACGUCCAAAUGUAAGCGACCACAAAAAUGAGGCUUUCGAUGGAGUAAACCGCACAAUACAGUGAUAAAGUGCUUUAAUUGAUAUUGCAAAAUGUGAAACUAAAUUAUUUAACGCUUUUUUGAUACAUUGAAAUUUAAAAUAAAAUGUUAUAUAUUGCAAAAC